AUUGAACUGGGGACCUCUGGAAGAGUAACAAGUACUCUUAACCACUGAGCCAUCUCUCCAGCCCAAGCUUGUGUUUUCUGUAAUAGUCUUUCACCCUUCCCUUCCCACUUUCCUCCUCUCUCAAACUUUGCUUAGUCUUCCCAUGAGAACGCCUCCUUUGUGCUCAGUGUCAGGCGGAACCGUGAGCGAGGUGCUCUUCUGAUAAGCAGUGUCACAGCCCGAGCAAAGCCUUGCUCUGAAAGCUCGCCAUUCAGCACUGUGUCGAGAAAGGCCACCUGCAGCUGUGGUCAUGGUAACUCUUAGAUCACAGCAACUGAACGUCUUUUUCUUUGCACUUUCUGCAUUUGGUAACCAGCUCCGUCUGAUUGGACACAAGGGUACAGGGGCCAACAGGUGGACUGUGUUUUUACCUAUGCUGAUGAGCCACAAGAAAGGCAGGGCCAGUUCAGGUGUUGAUGACAGGUGGUGAAUCAAGAACAGGAGUUCCUGGGUGUGAAAGUGUCACCUUAUAGGAACUUCACCUUGGGGCACCCCCAAGCUGAUCUUGAGCCUAGGUCUCCAUCAGGGUAGCCCAUUGCCUGCUUCUGAACAGGCUCUUGCCAUCUCCAGCGAGUCUGUGUCUGAAGGAGGGUAAGAUCCAGGCACACUCAGUUCUCACGUCUCAUAAUACUGUGAAGGCAGGCUGAAGCCAUGGACAUCGACGCGGAGAGAGAGAAAAUAACACAGGAGAUCCAAGAACUUGAAAGGAUUUUGUAUCCUGGAUCCUCCAGCACCCAUUUGGAGAUCUCUGAAUCCAGUCUCAGUUCAGACUCUGAAGCAGAUUUCCUGCCCGAUGAGGACUUGGGAACUGCUGCUGUCCCCAUCCUGGGAGAAGAAAGGUGGAGUGAGGCCAGCAAUGAUGAGGAGGACCCCAAGGACAAAGCUCUUCCGGAAGACCCCGAGACCUGUCUGCAACUAAAUAUGGUCUACCAGGAGGUGAUCCAGGAGAAGCUGGCAGAGGUCGGCCAGCUGCUAGCCCAGAACCAGGAGCAGCAGGAAGAGAUUCUGUUUGAUCUGGCUGGGACCAAAUGCCCCAAGGUGAAAGAUGGCAAAAGCCUGCCUUCAUACAUGUACAUAGGCCACUUUAUGAAGCCAUACUUCAAGGACAAGGUCACUGGAGUGGGGCCUCCUGCCAAUGAAGACACACGAGAGAAGGCUGCCCAGGGAAUCAAGCCCUUUGAACAGCUCUUGGUGACCAAGUGGAAGCACUGGGAGAAAGCCUUGCUCAGGAAGUCUGUUGUGAGCGAUCGCCUGCAGCGCCUGCUUCAGCCCAAGUUGCUAAAACUUGAGUACUUACGUGAGAAACAGAGCCGAGUCUCUAGCGAGUUGGACAGGCAGGCCCUGGAGAAACAAAUUAAGGAAGCAGAGAAGGAGAUUCAGGACAUCAACCAGCUCCCAGAGGAAACUUUGCUGGGGAACCGGCUGGACAACCACGACUGGGAAAAGAUUUCCAACAUCAAUUUUGAAGGAGGCCGCAGUGCAGAGGAAAUCCAGAAGUUCUGGCAGAGUUCUGAGCAUCCAAGCAUCAACAAGCAAGAAUGGAGCGCAGAGGAGGUGGAGCGACUGAAAGCCAUUGCUGCCGCGCAUGGCCACUUGGAGUGGCAUUUGGUUGCAGAGGAGCUAGGGACGAGCCGCAGCGCCUUCCAGUGCCUGCAGAAAUUCCAGCAGUACAACAAAGCUUUGAAACGCAAGGAGUGGACAGAAGAGGAAGACCACAUGCUCACCCAGCUGGUCCAGGAGAUGCGUGUUGGGAACCAUAUUCCAUACCGCAAGAUUGUCUACUUUAUGGAAGGAAGAGACUCCAUGCAACUGAUCUACCGUUGGACCAAGAGCUUGGAUCCUAGCCUGAAAAGGGGAUUCUGGACCCCAGAGGAAGAUGCUAAGUUGCUUCAAGCUGUUGCCAAGUAUGGGGCGCACGACUGGUUUAAAAUCCGGGAAGAGGUGCCAGGUAGGAGCGAUGCCCAAUGCAGAGACCGCUACAUCAGAAGAUUACAUUUCAACCUGAAGAAGGGACGGUGGAAUGCAAAAGAAGAGCAGCAGCUGAUCCAAUUAAUAGAAAAAUACGGUGUCGGUCAUUGGGCACGAAUAGCUUCUGAACUGCCCCAUCGGUCAGGCUCCCAGUGUCUGAGCAAGUGGAAAAUAAUGACCAGGAGGAAGCAGCACCUCCAGAGGAGGAGGGGGCGGCGGAGGCCCCAUCACAGUAGCCAGUGGGGCUCGAGCAGCAGCAGCAGCGGCAGCAGCGACAGUGAGGGUUACAGGGGCAGCAGCAGCAGCAGCAGUGAAGACUCGGGCUCAGAAAUGGAGCUGGAAGAGUCUCUGGAGAACGGCAGAGCACUGGUGCCCCCACAGCACAGAGUACCAGACAUUGACCUGUGGGUUCCUACCAGGAAGACCACCAGCCACUCACAGAGAGAAGAGGCAGGACGCUACCUAGAACACCGUGCUGUGUCCUACACUCUUGAUGCCACUCAGAGUCACCACAAGGAAGAUUCCACCACCGUCUCCACUCCUGAGCUUGCGUUAAAAGUGCCCCUAGAGAAAAUGCUGAAGUUGACCAGGACCCGCCCAACCACCCAGAGCCACACACUGGUGAAGAAAAGACCAGUGCAGCCACUCCUGCCUAAUUCAUGCUCGGGGUCUGACCCUGGUGACGGUGUGGCUGGGCCCCAUCUGCGGCGGCUGUGGCGUGGAACUUUACAGCAUAAGCUGAGACGCAAGAGACAGGCUUUGCACCGCAGGCUCCUUAAACACAGGCUUCUGCUGGCUGUGAUACCCUGGGUGGGUGACAUCAACCUGUCCUGCACACAAGCUCCUAGGAGGCCUGCAGCAGUGCAAACUCAAGCUGACGGCAUCAGGAUGCAGUUAGAGAGUGCCCGCCUGACCAGCACUCCGGUGUUCACAUUGCUUAUUCAGCUGUUGCAGAUUGAUACUGCGGGCUGCAUGGAGGUAGUUCAAGAGAGGAAGACCCAGCCACCUGCAGUGCUCCAGCCUGGCACCCAGAACCCCCAACCACAUCUUCUGCAGGCAUCCUCCAGUGCCAAGAACAGCACAGGCUGCCUCCUCCCAAGCAUCCCGGGUCAGCAAACUGCAAAGAGAGACGGCCACAAAGGGCGUCCACAGCUGGGAUCCUGCGGUGCUGCGGCUGCCUCCUUCCAAGUUCCUGUAGCAGCCCCACGUGGCCUCCGGCCAAAACCCAAGACUGUAUCUGAGCUGCUUCGUGAAAAACGGCUCCGUGAGUCCCGUGCCAAGAAGGCUACUCAGGCCCUCGCUGCCAUCCAUAGCCAGUUGCUGAUCUCCUCACCUGUGAUCCUCCAGCCCCCUCUGCUGCCAGCCCCCCAGGGUUCCCCAGUAGCAGGCCCUGCAACAUCCAGUGUAGAACUCGCUGUUCCUGUGGCUCCAGUGAUGGUUAAUUCAAGUCCUUCUGGCUCCUGGCAGGUGGCUGGGAUCUCAGCCACAGACAAGCAGCCCCCCACCCUGCAAACUGUUCCCCUAAAUCCUUCCCACAAAGGGACCCAGAUUGCAGCCCCUGCUGCUUUUAGGAGCCUGCCCCCAGCUCCCAUGCAGGUCCCCACAAGCUGCCCCCCGAGUACUCUUGGACAGUCUCAGGCUUCUGCCACAUCCCAGAAACAGGACCCACCCCUUCUCCCAGAAGCCCCCAGCCCCACACAGCUACCUGUGCAGCCCCUCAGUCUACCACCAGUUCCUGGCCCACAGGCAAGUGGGCAGCCCCUGGCAGCCAAGGCCAACCUGCCUGUCAACUGGGUGCUCACAACACAGAAGCUGCUCUCUGUCCCAGUACCAGCUGUGGUGGGCCUCCCCCAGUCAGUGAUGGCCCCUGAGACUGUAGGACAACCAACAAAACAGCUACCUUCCCCUUCCAUGACUCCUGCUUGCCAGGGACAGCUUCCAGUCAGUGCAGACACAGAGCCCAAAGGUCCCCAGGGCCAGGAAACACCACCCACAUCUGGGCACGAAAAGAAGACCCUGAACCUAAGUCUGCUUUCCCAGGAAAGUGAGGGAGCCACAUUGACAUGGCUGAAAGGCUCCCAAGGUGCUUGUGUGCCCCCACUGGGAAGCAGGAUGCCCUAUCAGCCCCCUUCACUGUGCAGCUUGCGAGCCUUGUCCAGCCUCCUUCUCCAUAAAAAGGACUUGGAGCAGAAGGCUUCUUCUCUGGUGGCCAGCCAGGCAGCUGGGUCCCAAACUGAGCCCAAGCCUGGAGCCCACCAAACUUCCUUGGAACUGGUACAGAGGCAAUUCCGGGACAACCCAGCCUACCUGCUGCUAAAGACACGUUUCCUGGCUAUCUUCUCCCUUCCCGCGCUCCUGGCCACUCUGCCUCCCAGCAGUGUCCCUACCACCCUGUCAGCAGCCAUGGCUGUUGGUUCUGAAAGUGACAGUGACGACCUUGGUGACCUGGAACUCAAGGACAGGGCCGGGCAGUUGGACUGCCUGGCCUGUAGAGUACAAGCAGACUCAGCAGCCACAGACGCCAUACAGAGAGCUCCAGGUUCUGGUGAGGACCCUGCCCCCUCCCAUCUGAAUGCUUCUGAUGACCUUAACGUGCUUAGGACACGGCACGCUCGACAUUCACGGACACGGAGGCUGCUGUGAGCCGCAAGGACAAGGACUCAAGGGACCAGAAACCCACUCUUACACCAGGCAAGAGGCAGGGCCUAGGCCUGACCAGAAGUCCACAACCAUCUGCGAGAGGAAUUGGAGGCCAGGAAGCUGCAGGGACUCUGCAGAGUAACCUGUCUGCAGCCAGCAACAGGGACUCUGACAACAGUGACCGGCUUAACUGCUAAUAAAUGCAAA
Messenger RNA from Arvicola amphibius (Eurasian water vole), 4854 nucleotides. RefSeq names its product small nuclear RNA activating complex polypeptide 4 (gene Snapc4). NCBI's taxonomy places the organism in Eukaryota, Metazoa, Chordata, Mammalia, Rodentia, Cricetidae. The record is from RefSeq and is a predicted model, not a curated record. The transcript has 22 exons. The coding region runs from base 691 to 4650 and encodes 1319 amino acids.